GCUGUCUCUUAUACACAUCUAGAUGUGUAUAAGAGACAGCCUCCUCCGCCGCCCUACCUUUGUCCUCCUCCUCCCCAUCCUCCUCCUCUUCAUCUUCUUCCUCCUCCUCCUCCUCCUCCUCCUCCUCCUCCUCAUUGUCUUUAUAGGGGCUGAGAUCCCUGUUUGCGAUGUGUUGAUCGUGUCAUGCUGGGAAAGAUGUCAACCAAGCAUCUUACAAAGCAGAUUAAGCUCCACUUCAUCGUAGAGGGCACCGUAGGGAAGUUUGCAUUCAAGGGAUCAAAGCACUGGAAGUGCAAGUCCUGUGAGCAUCAUUUUACCGGGACUGCGACGAAGCUCAGGGCUCACUUCCUCGACAAGUGUAGCCUUGACUGUUGCAUGACAAAAAUGCCAGUGGAGAAGAGGGCGAGGAGGGAAGAGGGGAUAUGGCGGGGGAAGUGGCUUGCUCGUGUGUUGAUGUACGGAGAGGCCAGAGGGUCCGGCCCCAGCAAUUCGCGGACCGCCGCCGGUGACGUCCCUGAGUUUCCUAGCUCACAGGUGGGUGCAGUAGGCAUCAGUGGCAAAACACCCACGCCUCAGUCGACCGCAGACACAGUUCUUGGAUCGAAGUGUUCCAAGGCAAUUCCAAGGGGACCUUUGCGACAAACAUUGAUCGAGGAGGCUGACAGUGUCAUCACGCAGAAUGAGCGGACGAGUCGGUUUCUCGACAGGUUUCUGACCUGCACGAACCAGGCGUUCAGUUUAGUGGAGGAUGAAUACUUCCUGAAGUUCAUCGACGCAGUGAAGAAGGCCCAUUUGACGUGGAUGUCGUGCAAAAGGGAUGAACAAAGGACAAAAUGUUUGGAUGCUCACUAUGAGCGAGUAGGGGCGGAGGUGCAUUCCCUGAUCCAGAAGUGGAAGAAGACCGGGUGUAUGCUGCAGAUGGACGGGUGGUCCAACCGCCGGAAUAAGCCCCAUCUAAAUGUCAUGGUGUCCUCGCCCGUCGUUACGGUCUUCUUGAAGUCUGUGUGCAUGGAGGGCAAGGACAAGGACGCCGAAGCUUACUUUCGUGUCUUGGAUAGGGUCAUCGAAGAGAUCAGAUCGGAUGUAGUCGUCGGCGUCGUCAUGGACAAUGCAAGGGUGUGCGUCAAGGCAAGGAAGAUGAUGGAGGCCGGCUAUGCUAACAUCUAUUGCGUUGGAUGUGCUGCGCGUGAGCUCGACCUUGUGCUGGAGGACAUGUACAAGGACACGACUUGGAUGGCGGAGGUGGUUGAUGCUGAGAACAGGGUCGGCAACAAGGCGAGGGCUAUACCAAUUGGUGGCAUUCCACGAGGUGGCGGCUAUCAUUCUCGACAAGGGCGGUUCUGGAGCAACCUCAACAAGGCGCUCGAUGUGAUGCAGCCUGUGGUUGAGCUGCUUCGGCUGGUGGAUGAUCAAGGACCGACCAUUUUGAAGGCAGAACGCAGAGCACGGAAGGCCAUAGAGAAGGCGGCCAAGGCAGCAGCUGAUGCCGCUGCAGCGAAAGCUGCUGCGAUCAAAGCCGUUGCGGACAAAUCCAAAGCAGCAGCGAGAGCCGGUGCAAGGAAUGCUGCCGCAGGCAAGACGAAGAGAGUCGCCUUCAUAAAUGAUGACGACGAUGAUGAUAUCCUGGAAGACAUCCGGGGAGACGAAGAGCUCAAACGCUCAGCAUCGACUUCUUCCAGCUCAAGUUCCUCAUCGGAGUUCAGUGUGGGGGAGGGAAUGGAGGGUGACGAGAAAGGAGUAGGCCAGCGUCUAGUAAGUUGUCCAGAGCUUGCUUGUGUUAGGGUCUCUUUAGGCGCUUCCCUCACAGGCUUAGCCGAUGAACUGAGAGAGAGGAGGCAAGCUUGGGCCAAGAUGAAGAAGGAUAGUAAAGGACAGCUAAUCCUCGCAGAUGUAGAGAUAUUUAGAGCUAGAGUAGGAGCCCUCAUAGACAGCGGGGCGACUAGGAGCUAUAUUAGUCGUAAAGCGCUGAGGAAGUUGAAGUUGAACCUAAAGGUCCAACGACUAGAAGAGCCUGUGGUCAGCAUCCUCGCAGACAAUAGUAGGAUGCGCGUCGAAGAGUAUGUUGAGGGGGUUCACGCCUACUUUCGCCUAGAGAAAGAUGGCAAGGUAGAGAAGGUACUGCACUCCCUGACCCUCCUUGUAGAAGAGAGUCUCCCGUUUGACAUAGUUUUAGGCACAGAUUGGGGAGAGGCAGCAGGAGCCACACUUCACCUCAGAGAGCAUGAGUGUACGCUCCCUAGUGCGUCAGGCGAAGUCAAGAAAGUCCGCCUGUUCCAUGAGUCCGGGGUAGAUAAUCCCCUUGCCCAUUGUUGCCUCAGCGCUCCUUCAUUCGCCUGGCUUGUGCGAAAGGAGCAGCUUGAAGAGCAGGUGUUCGUGGCCUAUGUUAGGCCAGUGUCCGAUCAGCCUAAGGAGGAAGAAAAGAUCCAUCCUUGGCUAGAUAGGUUCGUCGUAGUUUACCUAGACAAUAUCCUAGUGUUCAGCAAGACCCUCGAGGAACAUGAGGGCCAUCUACGGCAGAUUCUAAGUAAGCUCAGAGAGUCUAACUUUAAGAUUAACCCGAAGAAGUGCGAAUGGGCCAAGACACAGGUCCUUUACCUAGGCCAUGUACUAGACGACGAUGGCAUUCCGCCUGAGGACAGCAAGAUACCAUCCAUCAGAGAUUGGCCAACUCCUAAGAAACUAACAGAGUUGCGUUCUUUCUUAGGACUGGCUAACUACUACAGGAAGUUCAUGAGGAACUUCUCUACGAUCGCUGCUCCCCGUCGUAGACUAUUGAAGAAAGAAGCUAUCUGGAAGUGGGAUCAGGAUUGUACGUCAGCCUUCAAGAAAUUGAAGAAGGCUUCGAUAGAGUACCCUGUUCUCAAAGUUAUCGAUCCAUCAUUGCCAUUUGUUAUUACUACAGACGCGAGUCAGUAUGGCAUAGGUGUCGUUCUACAGCAAGAUGACGGCAACGGGUAUAGGCCCGUAGAGUUCAUGUCACCCAGGCUGCCUUCAGAGAAAGUCGCCGCAUCGACAUACGAGAGGGAACUCUACGCUCUCAGGCAGGCUCUAAAGCACUGGAAACACUACCUGCUUGGGAGGCACUUCAAGGUUUAUUCAGACCACGAGACUCUUAGAUGGCUAAAGACACAGGCCAAGAUGACGCCCAAGUUGACCAGAUGGGCUGCUGAGAUAGACCAGUAUGACUUUGAGUUAAAACCCGUUAAAGGCAAGUACAACGUGGUAGCUGAUGCGCUAAGCAGGAGAUCUGAUUAUUUCGGUGCGAUAGUACACUAUCUAGACAUAGGGGCCGAUCUACAGCAGAAAGUAAGAGAUGCCUAUGCACAGGACCCAAUCUACAGUGAGCUGCUCAAAAGAGAAAAGGAAGCCCCAGAUAGUGAGCCACACUACCGGACCACGAAUGGGCUAGUGUUUGAAAAGACUAAUGUCGCUGACAGGCUAUGCGUCCCCAAUAGUGAAGAGAUCCGUAGUCUGAUCUUAGGGGAAUGCCACGAUACAGAAGGGCACUUUGGAUGGCAGAAGACUUUAGCUAACCUGAUGAUGUCCUAUACGUGGCCAGGCAUGAAAGCAGACUGCAUAGAAUAUGUGCGCAGUUGCGAAGUGUGUCAGCGUAAUAAAGCUACAACUAGAGCCCCCCUGGGUCUUCUUAGACCCUUGCCUAUUCCCUCCGGACCCGGAGAUUCAGUGUCCAUUGACUUCAUGGAUACUGGAGUCAGAAGCAGACAUGGAAAAACUCAAGUCAUGGUCAUGGUAGACAGAUUUAGUAAGUAUGCAGUAUUUGUUCCCUUGCCUUCAGAGGCCCGUACAGAGCUAGUUAUAAGGAAGUUCUUCGAUUUCUGGGUAAGCGAGAAUGGUAUGCCAUUGUCCAUAGUGCCUGGAGACGAAGUGGGCAGUGAAGAAGACAGCGGCCAUAGCUGGCCAGUGGGGUAGAUGUCGGCGGCCAUAGCCACCCAGCUGUUGGUGAAGACAAGUGUUCAGAGUGUGUGAGGCUGUGCUGAGUGGGGACGUACGUGCACGCAUGAGACAGUGAGGGAGAGAGUGAGGCUGGUGGUAGAGACCGUGUUCGGCGGCCAUAGCCGCAAGUUGUGCAGCUGUUAAGAUUGAGUUUAAGACAAGUUCAUUGUUGUUUUUUUGAGUUGAAAGAGUUCAGUCUUGCCGGGGUUUAUUGUUGUGAGCAAGUCCAGAGUUGAGUCUGAUUGCAGUUUCCCUACUAGUCAGUAAAAUGGCACUGCAGCA
Molecule: messenger RNA, 4236 nt
Organism: Chara braunii
Lineage: Eukaryota; Viridiplantae; Streptophyta; Charophyceae; Charales; Characeae
Source: the annotation of a GenBank genome assembly